CAGUCCACAACUCUCACACCGAAACAGCUCCUCAUUUCUCCUUCUUUUCCCACACACUCAGCGUGUUUGUGCGUGUGAUUUUUCUUCCUAGCUGUUUGAUUCAUAUUCAGGCAUGAGAUUUUCCGGAAAUGGAGAUUCCGGCCUCUGAUGAUCGGAUUUCGGAGAAGUGACGUAAUGUCGAUAGGCCUUUUUUUUUCUCUUUUUUCUUCCCUGUGGUGGUGAGUUUAGCCGUAUUUGUUAGCCCUAAGCAAAAGCCAAGCUAUUUUUAAUUUUUACGUAGCAUAGUUUAGAAGUUAUUCCAUGCUUGGUCUCGUGGAUAAUAAGCGAUGAAUUAUUGGAGUGAUGCUGAUAAUCCUUGAGAUAAAGGCAUAUGAUGGUUAAGAUUUUCUGGUUUUUGCAGAUUGGUCAACGUCAGAUCCUCAGUUUUUUGUGUCAAUUGAAAUUGUGCUGGGAUUAAAGAUUGUUUGUUGAAUAUCACCCAGUUUUACCUUAUUCAUCUAACUUUGUUUGUUUGAUCAGCUCACUGCCCUACUUUGAGGUUAUUGAGUGGAUGAUCAGUACUUUUUUGUAAUAAUGAAAUUUCCUGAAAUGGAUAUGGUAAGGAGAAUUAGGAUGAUUAGAAAUUGAAGCGUUUCUCCGUUGACUGUGAAAUUUCCGAAGAAUGUGCUUUAGAAAAAUGAUACCUCAAAAUUGAAAGCGCUAGAAAAAUCAGCGGUUUCGAAUCUUGAUCAUCACGCCCUGAAAGUAACGCCCUAUACCAUAUGAAGAUUCAGCCUAUUGAUUUCAACCCCCCAGGGGAGCCGCAGCCUAAAUUCGAGCCGGUGGCGAAACCAAUAUUCAGGACGAGGUUUAAGCGGCUUUUUGAGAGGCAGUUAUCGAGCGUCUUGAGAAUACCGGGGUCGGAUAAGCCAGCGGGCGCCACUGAGCCGCUGUACAACUGCAGCAAGGAUGGUUUAGAGGGUUUGGAGCCGAGCACGGUAUGUCUAGCGAAAAUGGUUCAGAAUUUUAUCGAGGGGAGCAACGAAAAGCCACAGCAGAGGUGUGAGAGAAAACGGUGCAAUUGUUUCAACGGCAACUGUACGGAUAGCUCCGACGAGGAGCCAGACUCAUACAAUUUUUCUUCCGUCGACGCAUGUGAUGUUCUCAAGGGUCUGGUGCCCUGUUUGUGCGUUUCUGAAAGAAAUUUGCUAGCGGACGCUGCAAAAAUCGUUGAGAGAAACAAGAUCAACAAGCGUAAAGACGGGUUAUGCAGAAAAAUUGUGACAGAUGGGCUAAUUGCUCUUGGACACAAAGCUUCAAUCUGUAAAUCGAAAUGGGAUAAAUCCCCAUCAUUCCCCGCUGGAGAAUAUGAGUAUGUGGAUGUAAUAAUUGAAGGGGAGAGAUUUAUAAUUGACAUUGAUUUUAGAUCGGAGUUCGAAGUUGCAAGGUCCACGAAGGCGUACAAACUGGUUCUCCAAACACUACCCAACAUAUUCGUUGGCAGAGCCGAUCGUCUUGAGAAAAUCAUCGACAUUGUAUCAGAAGCAGCUAAGUUAAGUCUGAAGAAGAAAGGCAUGCCUAUUCCUCCAUGGCGCAGAGCCGAUUAUGUAAAAGCCAAAUGGCUCUCGCCUUUCACCCGAAUCAGCCCAACUCCAAUCUCUUCCCGCACUACAAGCAACCAGUAUCCGGAAACAGGGCUGACGGGUGAGAAAGAGGAGGCUUCAGUUGCAAAGGGAAGUUCAUGUGAUGGUGAUUUCGUAAUGAUCUUUGCAGAGCAAUGCUCUCCCAUGGAGAAGUUUGACAAUGGUGUGUUUACUUUAACCAACAUUAACAGCCCGGAAGCUAGUGUUAAGGAUGUGGCUCUGUUCGUGAAGCCAUGGGAGCCACCGGAGAUUAAACCAAAGAGUUUGCACAGACGAAUGAAGAUCGUGACCGGUUUAGCUUCUGUGAUUGAAGAUAAACCAUAAACAAAUUUUGGGUCCUUUUUUGAGGUACCUUUUGAUCUUCCUGAUGUUACCAGAACUGCUCACCUUAUUAAACCUGAUGCAGGGUACCAUUUUGUGGGAGGUUUGUAUUGUAAUUCCCUUCUCCUUUUAGUGCAAGGGUGUUAAAAGUAUUACAAACAAGUAGUAUUUUCCAAAUAAAAAAUGAAUACAAUUACUUUGUCUUGAAUGUUUGUGUUUUGGUUUUCCUAUUGUGAUUCUUGGCUUCAUGUAGUGGAGAUCAAGGGAUGUAAAAGAACAAGCAGAAGAGCUGAUCAUUUGCUGUAAUUUAUGUAUUUUUAUUUUUCA
Molecule: messenger RNA, 2270 nt
Organism: Sesamum indicum (sesame)
Lineage: Eukaryota; Viridiplantae; Streptophyta; Magnoliopsida; Lamiales; Pedaliaceae
Source: RefSeq, a predicted model, not a curated record